This is a messenger RNA of Podospora pseudopauciseta, 1602 nucleotides long. RefSeq lists its product as uncharacterized. Bases 628 to 1503 code for a protein of 291 amino acids. Gene Ontology annotation, molecular function: acetylpyruvate hydrolase activity. Lineage: Eukaryota; Fungi; Ascomycota; Sordariomycetes; Sordariales; Podosporaceae. The transcript has 3 exons. The record is from RefSeq and is a predicted model, not a curated record.
AUAAAAUCCAAUUUACUAAGCGCAGUCUGUUCAAGUAUCUGAAAACUGACAAACCUUCCACAAAUUGCUGACAGAGAUGGUCCUGACUCCGCAAAUCGAGCGUGUGCUGCGGGGCAGCGGUCACGUCCGGAGCUCCACAAACCCCCCGCUGCGGGGAGAUUGUGGAGUUCUCCAGUCCAGCGUUGAACAGUGAGGGGCAAUCCAGUUGCAUUGUUCAGACGAAUAGCCCCAAACACAGCAUAGAAUGCCAUGCAGCAGAAGGGUUCCUGCUACUUUGCUUCUCGUUAUCCGGAAUGUGCGUUUCAUGGGGGGACACGGGGGGAUUCUGGCCAACAAGAGGGGCCGGAAAUAGGCUGAUUCAAGGCCGAUCUCACAAACCGAUCCCCCCUUCGCCCUACCGUACAAGACGUCAAGAAGCGAAGCUAGGGGUUCCUAGAUGACAGCGGCGCUACCUAUUAGUGAUGCCCGGCGUCGAUAUUUAAGUCCCGAAGUCCCAUCCCGAUCUGACGUGCUCAGGUUACUUUCUCGGGUUAUUUGCUGCUCUCCCUCUCAAUCUUUUCUGUUUUGUGACAAUCGUGGUAACCAGAGCUUCUACUACUCUACCCAGGAAGAAUCAGAACAGCAACAAUGGCUUUUGAGCGUCUCGUCAGAUUUGUGCCCAAGGGCGACACCAGUAAGGUCCUGGUCGGAGAGCCAGUAGACAGCUCUGUCGAUGUCGGUCUCGCUGUCUACAAGGGAGAGGAGGUCCAGGUCAAGGUUUACAGCGGAAGCUCCGUUCUCGAUGCCGGCUCACCAACGGGCGAGACCGCCGUCAUCGGCCAGAUCCUCUCGCCCGUAACGGCCAACGAGGCCGGCACAAUCCGCUGCAUCGGGUUGAACCAGUACAAGCGCCACGCCGAGGAGGCCAAGAUGAGCAUCCCCGAUAUCCCGACCCUCUUCCUGAAGCCCCCUACCUGCCUUGCCGGCCCCUACCCAGAACCCACCAUCAUCCCCAAGCACACCAUCGCCUCCGACUCGGCCGACUACGAGUCCGAGCUCGCCAUCAUCCUCGGCAAGGAGGCCAAGAACGUCUCCGAGGCCGACGCUCUCGACUACGUUCUCGGAUACACAGCCUGCAACGACAUCUCCUCCCGUGCCUCCCAGUUUGCCCAGACGCAGUGGUGCUACUCCAAGGGUUUCGACGGCGCCUGCCCUAUCGGCCCCGUGUUGGUCUCCAAGGAUGUUAUCAAGGAUGUCGGCAAGCUCAGACUUAGAGGGUUGAAGAACGGAAAGGCAGUUCAGGACAGCCCGCUCACUGAUCUCAUCUUCUCCGUCGAGCAGAUCGUCAGCUUUGUGUCACAAGGCACGACUCUGCCCAAGGGCACAGUCAUCAUCACUGGCACCCCCGCUGGUGUCGGCUUUGCUCACAAGCCUCAGGAGCUUCUCCAUGACGGUGACGAGUUUAUUGUUGAGAUUCAGCCACAUAUCGGCAGCUUGGUGAACAAGCUGCAGAACGAGAAAUAGAAUGGUUAGGGAAUGGGAGGGGUUAGACUUUGAAGAGGUGGUGGUGUGCCACACUCGGAAAAAACGAGGAUGGUUAUAGAUAGAGUUUACAGCAUCACU